AUGGCGGCGUCGGCGGCAGGAGGCUUGCUGAGCCGCCAGCUCAAGCAGAUGCAGACGGACAAGGACAUUCCGGGGAUCAGCUGCGGAUUGGCGGACGAUAAUAACGUGUUUGAGUGGGAGGUGAUGCUCAUGAUAUCGGACGACUGCAAGUUCUACGGAGGAGGCUUCUUUCGCGCAAAGCUCACGUUCCCGCCCGAAUACCCUCUUCUCCCGCCGAAGAUGAAGUUCGAGACGCCCAUGUUCCAUCCCAACAUAUAUCCUAACGGCGAGGUAUGCAUAUCGAUUCUGCAUCCGCCAGAGGAAGACAAGUACGGGUACGAGUCAGCGGCCGAGCGGUGGUCACCCGUGCAGACGCCAGAGACGAUACUGCUAAGCGUGAUUAGCAUGCUGUCGAGUCCAAACGACGAGUCACCGGCGAACGUGGAGGCGGCCAGGCUGUGGCGGGAAGACCCAAAGGAGUUCAAGAAGCGCGUCAGGCAGUGUGUGCGUGAGAGCCUGGGGGAGGAUUAA
Nannizzia gypsea CBS 118893 is the source of this 510-nucleotide messenger RNA. Its product is annotated as ubiquitin-conjugating enzyme E2 15. Gene Ontology annotation, cellular component: cytosol; endoplasmic reticulum. The record is from RefSeq and is a predicted model, not a curated record. Lineage: Eukaryota; Fungi; Ascomycota; Eurotiomycetes; Onygenales; Arthrodermataceae. The transcript has 3 exons. Bases 1 to 510 code for a protein of 169 amino acids.